Plasmodium relictum is the source of this 876-nucleotide messenger RNA. Its product is annotated as conserved Plasmodium protein, unknown function. The record is from RefSeq and is a predicted model, not a curated record. The transcript has a single exon. Lineage: Eukaryota; Apicomplexa; Aconoidasida; Haemosporida; Plasmodiidae. Bases 1 to 876 code for a protein of 291 amino acids.
AUGGCUCUAUUAAAUAUAAAAAAUAAUGCAAAUAUUUCAUUGCAUUCAAUGAGAUAUUCAGAUUUACAACUUGAUUAUAAUAGUGAUUCUUCUUCAAAUGAAGAAUCUCCUUUUUUUUCAGUUGGUGAUUUUUCUAAUGAACUUCAUAGUAGUUUUGAUGAUAUUUCAGAUUAUAUUUUAGUAGAUGAAUCAGACAUAAAAAGAGAAAGGUCAGAAAAUACUAGUAGCGAAAAUAACGAAACUACUUCAACAAAAGAUGUUGAAAUAAAAAAACACGAAAAUGUAAAAAUUGAAAAAAAAUUGAAAAAUUCCAAUUAUUUAGAGGAGAGUAAAAGCAACAGUGAUAAUAAUAAUGACAGUAAUAAUAAUAACAGUGAUAAUAAUAAUAGUAACAAUAAUAAUAAUAAUGUUAAUAAUAAUAAUAAAAAGCAAUGUUUUAGUAGAACAUUAGGAACAGAAGGUAGAAAAAGAAUGCUUAAAUUAUUAAGAAAAGCAUAUAAAUAUAAUGAAGAAUGCAAAUUAAUUAUGAAAAAUAAAAACCCUCCUCUAUCAAUAAGUUACUUACCUUAUUUUAAUUUAUCAAUGCUAUGGCAAUUAGCUGAAGAUUUUGGUGUCUUUAAUGAGGCUUUAAAAAUUCACAGAGAAUGCAUAAAAAAAAGAAAUUCUAAUGUUCGAUUUAGAUCUAAUGGGAAAACAUCAAAUAAUUAUAAUUUUCAAGAAUUAAAUAAAAAUGCAAAAUCAUCCAAAUCAGAGUAUAUGUCUGACUAUAUAGGCUCAAAUAUAGAUACUCAAACUGGAGAAGAUUGUGAAGUGGCUAAUACAACUUUGAACGAUGAUAUUCAAGGAAAAAGGAAAAGAAAGAAAAGUAGCAAUUAA